AAAGAUGAAUUCUAAACACGAUGUUAUGUUUAAACAUCGUUCUGCCUCUCCUCUUCUUGCUCCAGUAUUUGUGUGAGUGUCAGUUUGAUGAAAAUGUGAAGUUCAAAACGGCCAUCAACGAGGAGGACCCCGAGAAGAUGCGCCUGCAGCCGAUCGGCCGUGACAAAGACGGUCAGAUGUACUGGUUUCAUCUGGACCAGGGUGACAACGUGCGCGUUUACGUGGAGGAACAGGACGACGCGGACGGCUCGUCGUGGAAGUGCAUCGUCAAAGAUAGAAAUGACCUGGCUGAGGUCGUGGCGCCUAAGACGCAGAUUGACCCCGCGCUGUUAAAAAAAGAUCAAGAAAAUAAACCUGAAGGGGAAGAAGGUGAAGUAAAGAAGAUUGAAGACUCAUCAGAUGAAGAGAACAAAGACUCCAACAAGGCCGUCUGUCCAGUCUCACCAAAGACGGAGAGCGAUGAAAAAGUAACACAGAAAGACGACUUGAAAUCAGAAACGUCCGACGACAAAUCGUCCUUGAAUGGUAUCAUUGAAGGCAAAGCUGAAGCUGAGCUCGGUUCAGAAAAGCCUGAAGUGGAUCUCAGCAUCAGUACAAAAGCCCAGAAUAUCAAAGAAGAGCCGAUGGAGGUGUUGGACACUAAAACAAGCUCAGCAACGAGUGAACCCGCCUCUGAGACGCCUUGUAUAUCAGUGAAGGCAGAAAAGGGAGAGGAGGCCAAGAAGAGCAGCGCGGAGGAGAUUCAACAAGCUCUGAAGAACGACCAACAGGCCAAGAUCCCUCUGAAGAAGAGAGGAAUGAAGUUCAGUGAAGACUUUGAAAAAAACAGUGGAAUCAUAGUGCAAAACCCGUCUGUUCCUCAACUCAAGGAAGCUCCUAAAGCGGACCCGACUCCCGAGCAGACCAAGAAAGCACCGAGUGUAAAUGAUCACGUUAAUGGUGAAGUUGCAUCAGAGAAAAGUCUCCAGGGUCGCUCGUGCGCCGUCGUCGAUAAAGAGCAGACGGCUGAACCAGCUGCAGGUAAAUCUGUAGAAAAGAGAGACAAUGAUUCUCCAUCCACAGAGAAAAAGGAUGAAGCAGAGAAGAUGACGGAGGGAGUUUCAUCAGAGCGAGCAGACUCUGGCACAAACAAUCCAGAUAUGCACGUAGAAAAGGAAAGCGCUGCAUCAAAGGAAAAGAAAGAAGCUUUGCUUUUACCUAAAGACGUCAAAAACGCACCUGAGAAGUCGUCUAAUCGUGAAUCCAAACCAUCAGCUGCAGAAGAGUCUCGUUCAGUCGACAGGCCGUUAAAGGGAACUGAUCAAACAUUAACAACUGGUGAGUCAGAGAAAGUCACAUCCAAAGAAGUUGAAUCAAAAGAUUCACAGGAAAAACCAGCCAGUGUAGACGAAUCACAGUCGAGUAAGACUGAAGAAACCAAGAAGUCAGAACAUGUAAAAGACCUGAAGCAAGCAGAAACAAGUGAUGCUAAACAAACAGCAACAUGUGAAGCGAAAGAAAAGCCAGGAGUCAUCAAAACAGCAGACAAAGAUCCUGCAAAGAAAUCUGCAGACUCUGAAAAAGCUGCAUCAACAUCUGUCAUCACGACACGGAAAGACAGAGAGAACACGGAGACCCACGAAGCCACACGAAGUCCUACGAUCGUUAGAAAGAGCGACAAACCAGGAAUCGGUGAGAAAUCAGGAGCAUCCAACACUAAAGAGAGUGCAGAGUCUUCUGUCAUUAGAAAGCUGGAGACAUCAUGUAAACCUGUCGAGAAGCACAAUGAAGAUGCAGAGAUGAAGCCAGAGAAAGCAGCUGCAGCCUCCGAGACUAACGCAGAAAAGGCGGACAAGACGGAAGAGACUAAAAAGCCUGAAGAUGUAAAGAAAACUGCCAACUGUGAGGACAGUGUGAUGCGUGAUGUUUCCCAGAAGAGGGACUCUGCGCCCGGGCCUGUGGAGGUAGAAGCAGUGGUUGUUAAUCCUGAUCUGACAAAACCACAAGAGGAUGACAAAACUGAGAUUAACUCGGUUGCACGUAAGGAAGUGACAGAGGAAGCAUCUGAAGGGAAAGAUGAGCCGUCCAGCUCUGUUGGGAAGACAAGCGUCUCUAAAGAACCUCAAAGAUCAGACACAGAUCAGGAAAAAGAGCCUGAAGAUCAGCCUAAAAACAUGGAGGCAGAGCGUCUGUCGUCAGAGAGUACAGAGGAUGCAGACAAGAAAAAGGACACAGACAAGACAAAGGGCACAGACUUGGAAAAGAAAAAGGACACAGACAAGACAAAGGGCACAGGCUUGGAAAAGAAAAAGGACACAGACAAGACAAAGGGCACAGACUUGGAAAAGAAAAGGACACAGACAAGACAAAGGACACAGACUAAGGACACAGACAAGACAAAGGACACAGACUUGGAAAAGAAAAAGGACACAGACAAGACAAAGGGCACAGACUUGGAAAAGGACACAGACAAGAAAAAGGACACAGACUUGGAAAAGAAAAAGGACACAGACAAGACAAAGGGCACAGACUUGGAAAAGGAUACAGACAAGAAAAAGGACACAGACUUGGAAAAGAAAAAGGACACAGACAAGACAAAGGGCACAGACUUGGAAAAGAAAAAGGACACAGACAAGACAAAGGGCACAGACUUGAAAAAGGACACAGACAAGACCAAGGACACGGACUUGGAAAAGAAAAAGGACACAGACAAGACAAAGGACACAGACUUGGAAAAGAAAAAGGACACUGACAAGACCAAGGACACAGACUUGGAAAAGAAAAAGGACACAGACAAGACAAAGGGCACAGACUUGGAAAAGAAAAAGGACACUGACGAGACCAAGGACACAGACUUGGAAAAGAAAAAGGACACAGACAAGACAAAGGGCACAGACUUGGAAAAGAAAAAGGACACAGACAAGACAAAGGACACAGACUUGGAAAAGAAAAAGGACACAGACAAGACAAAGGGCACAGACUUGGAAAAUAAAAAGGACACAGACAAGACAAAGGACACAGACUUGGAAAAGAAAAAGGACACAGACUUGGAAAAGAAAAAGGACACAGACUUGGAAAAGGACAAGGAAAAGGGCACAGACUUGGAAAAGAAAAAGGACACAGACAAGUCAAAGGGCACAGACUUGGAAAAGAAAAAGGACACAGACAAGACAAAGGGCACAGACUUGAAAAAGGACACAGACAAGACCAAGGACACAGACUUGGAAAAGAAAAAGGAUACAGACAAGACAAAGGGCACAGACUUGAAAAAGGACAAGACAAAGGGCACAGACUUGGAAAAGAAAAAGGACACAGACAAGACAAAGGGCACAGACUUGGAAAAGAAAAAGGACACAGACAAGACAAAGGGCACAGACUUGGAAAAGAAAAAGGACACAGACAAGACAAAGGACACAGACUUGGAAAAGAAAAAGGACACAGACAAGAAAAAGGGCACAGACUUGGAAAAGAAAAAGGACACAGACAAGAAAAAGGACACAGACGAGGAAAAGCUUGAAAAGGACAGUGAGAAACGCCUGUGUCAAGAUGAAGAAAAUAAAGAGGAUUCCACAACAGAGAAACUCUCAAAAACAGAUGAAACGAAAAAGGAUAAAUGUGCUGAUGAAGCGAGUGAAACCUCGACCAAAAUGGAAACGUCUGGUCCGGAAAAUGUGAGCAAAGACAGCGACUGCAAAGAAGCUGAUGGUAAAUCCUCAACUGAAGCGAAGAAAGCGGACGACCCAAGCAAAGAAGCGGACCUCGCAAAGCUCGCUGACGAGGAAAGUAAAAGCAAAAGCGAAGAAGAGGACUCUGCAACAAAGAAAGAGGUGGCGAACUGCGGGGAAACUCCGACUUCCCGACGGAAACGUAAGCGCCCAGCGCACCGGAGGAAAGCCGUGCUGCAGAGAGAGAAGAGACUGCCGGAUUCAGAGUCCGAUACGAACACAGGGCGGUCUCUCCGAAGAUCGCCGAGGAUCUCCAGACCAACACCGAAGGCGGUAGAGAUCCACGACAGGAAGCUGGAGAGAUCUGCUCCUCCGGCUGAGAAGUGCGAGGACGACAAGGGUGAGAAAGAUGAGGAGGAGGAAGAGGAGGUGAAAGCUGUUCAAAGGAAACCAAGAGAGAAAAAGACGGAUCAGGAGGGUCAGCCCAAAUCUAAGGGGAGGAAGAGACGGAGGGUUCGGUGGUCAAACACACGAACACGCCGUAAAAAGAAAGGCUCCGAAGACAGCUGCGAGGAGUCCAGCGAGGAAGAGGAGAGCGAGGAAGAGGACGACAGCGACGAAGACUACAAGGUGGAGCGAGGCAAAAGGAGGCGGAAUCGCAACCGAGAGAGACGAAGCUCGGACUCCUCGACGUCCACCGACGACGACUUGCCUCCGAAUGACGACCCGUGCAAACAUUGUGGUCUUCCAAAUCACCCCGAGCUGAUCUUGCUGUGUGACUCGUGUGACAGCGGGUACCACACCGCCUGCCUGAGGCCGCCCCUCCUGAUCAUCCCCGACGGAGAAUGGUUCUGCUCUCCCUGUCAACACAAGCUGCUCUGUGAUAAAUUAGAAGAGCAGCUCCUAAAUCUUGACGCUGCUUUGAAAAAGAAGGAACGCGCCGAGAGAAGGAAAGAGCGUCUCAUUUAUGUUGGAAUCAGUCUUGAGAACAUCAUCACGCCCUCAGUGGAGGAAGAAAAGCCAGAGAUCAUCAUCAAAGAGAAGAAAGAAACGAAGCGCAGUAAGAGCUGGGGUCGAAGGUCAACGAGGACGAAGAAAUCCAUCAGCUACAGAUUUGAUGAAUUUGACGAAGCGAUCGAGGAGGCGAUUGAAGAAGACAUCAAAGAAGCGGAGGGUGGUGGAGCUGGUCGCGGUAAAGACAUGGCCAACAUCACAGGGCACAGAGGAAAGGACAUGUCCACCAUCCUUCAAACAGAUGAGGGUAAGGAGAACGGCAAGCCGCCACGCCCCCCCGCAGGUCAGCCCAGGAAGAAACGCCGGCGACUCAACGACCUGGACAGCGACAGCACCGUGGACGAGGAGGAGAGUGAGGAAGAGUUCCGCAUCAGUGAAAGCUCUGAAGAAGAGUUUUUCGUGUCGGAAAAUGACUCCGAAUGUGAAUCGGAGAUCGACUCCAACAGCAGCGGCAAGCAUCGUAAACCUUCGCGGCGCAAGAAGCCGCCGAAACGACGACGGAGCGGCAGGAAGCGGCGAAGACCGAGAGGCUACUCGGACGACGAGGAGGAGGAGACAGACGAGGAAGAUGAAGAUGAAAUGGCGACUGAAGGCUCCAGCGAGUACAGCGACAGCGAUCUGGACAUGAGCCGGCGGCGUUCUCGGCGCAGUAGGAAGGCGCAGGUGAACUACCACGAGACGUCCGAGUCCGAAGGCUCUCAGGUGGAAACCAACCGGACCAGAAUGAAGCCCAGACCCAACAUGGACAGCUCCGACACAGAGGCGAGUUUCUCCAAAGACUCUGAGGAGGAGUCGAAGGAGCGGAAGGUGAAGAGGAAAGCCGACUCCUCAGAGGACGAUUCCCGGGACCGGCGCCGACGUAUUGCUUUAAAACGCAGGAGAGCCUCCGAGGACUCGGACUCAGACUCUGACGAAUCGUCGGAGGAGGAUCGCCCCAUCCGUAAACGCGUGAACCGCAUCGACUCGGACGACUCUGACGAGGAGGAGGAGAAGAAAGAGAAGGAAGAAAAGGAAGAAGAGGAGGGGGAGCAGAAGGAGGAGGAGAAAGCAGCUGAAAAGCCAGACGAGGAGUCAAAGGGAACAAACCCAGUGGACUGCAAGCCGGUGGAGCUUCCACCUACCAACGGACAGAGCCCGAUAAAGAGCCUCGAGGGCCUCGUCAGCCGGCCCGCCGCCGCCGCUGCUCCAGGCCUCACUACAAACCCAGAGGCUCCCAAAAACAUCAGCGCCACACCGGCCGCUGCCACGGCACCAAACGGCCUGGCUGGCCAGGAGAUGGCGGCGCAGGACGAAGACGAAGACGACCUGUUAGGAGUCACAGACCUCGUGGACUACGUCUGCAAUAACGAGGAUUUGUAAAACAAAAACAAAACGGUGUACUGUUUCAUUUUUUGUGGUAUUGUAUUUUUAUAUUGCUUAACUUUAUUAUUCCCUCCCCCACCAACACUUCCUCGUCGUCCUUUUUAACACCUGGACCGUCUGACGCUGUCCCUGUGGGAUCGUACUACAAACAAGGGCGCCAAACUCAACUCUCAUUGUUUGCUGAUCCGUUCUCGCCGCAUCCUCCAGCUCUACUGCCAAACCGCCUCUGUAAACGCUCACGUCUCCUCGCAUCGCCCCCCGUUCUUCAUUCUGUUGCAUCAAAGAUUUAAAAAUGUUUUCCUGGCAUUGAAACAGUUUAAUGUGUCGUCAGACGGCUGUUUGAGUUCUGAGCCGCUGGGACUGUGAAGAUAUAAGUCAUUCCAUUAUCGAUUUAAAGUUCUGGCCGUCUGUUUUACAUAACGAGUAAUAGUUUGACAUUUUGGGUGAAGUCUGUAGGUUAUCUGUAAUGUGACCCGGGAUUUACAUCAUUUAUCAAACUUCAGUAGACUUCAUCAGCACAUUUACAUUUAUUAAAUCAACAAAUAAAAUGCAAUAUUAGUUAAUAUCAUAAAAUAAUAUAAGUAAUCAUGACUCAUCGUCGUCCAUAUAACGGCAGAUUGAGUCGUUGAGCGUUAGUGGUGCGGGUCGGUGCAUGUUGUUAGCCAGGCUAGCUGUUUCCCUCCGUUUCCAGUCUUUGUGCUAAGCUAAGCUAACCGGCUGCACGACUUCUAUAACGCUCCGAUACGUGCCGAUAUAUCGAACUCCUGAAAUCCAGUCAUAUUUCCCGAAAUGUCGAACUUUUACUUCAAACUAUUCUGGCUUUUAUGUUUUUACACAUUUGUGAAAGCUGUAGAUGAAACCUUCUAGACUAAUAACUAGUCGACCCCCCCCCCCCCCCCCCCCACAUUUAGUUGAAUGAUAGAGUAGCUUUUGUAUAUUGAACACAUAUCUAAUUAUUUGACCUGCGCUGCCAUCAGUGUCUGUGGUGAACCCUCUGUUCAUGUAAUCAUGUAAACAUCAUCCCUCCUAAUCUAGUGUCCUGUUAUUACCUUUAUGUGAUUUCUGUUUUUUAAUAUUGUAUUUUUUUGUAUAUCUAAACUUUUAAUUGUUGUUUCUUUGAGCGAAUGUAAAGUGUCUUAUUUUCUUUGUACAUUGUCCUUCAAAAACCUGCAAAGCCGCAGCUUUUUAUUAACACUACGCUCCAAAACGCCCCCCCCCCCACCCCCCGUCGUGUUUCCAUCCACAUCAUCUGUUUCUGGUCACCUUGAGGUUGCAGUAAGCCGCCCGACUUCCAACACCCCAAAACCAAAUCGAGAUUGUGAAAAAUAAGAAAUUGUCAGGAUGCAGUUUUUGAAUGAGGGAAAUGUACAGAAAAACAAAACCAACCAAUGACGUCGCGACCUCUGCUGGAACCAGUCUGUGUGUAUAUCUGUCGUUUCUUUUGCUGUAAUAUAUUUAGAGGCAUUUUUUUUUUUUAAUCAUGGAAAAAUAUAUUGGGCAAUUCUUUGGGAUUGCAUGUUUCUAUUAGUUUUCUUUUUGUAGGGAAGUAAAAUCAGCACAACGGUUGUUUUUUGUAACAAAACAAGAAAACUUUGGCAUGUUUUUAAAAGAUCUGCUGAGCUGUUGAAGUAGGAAAUCACAGAAAGCUCGGAAAGCAUGCGCUGACCUACUAAAGGCAUGUUACAGAAGCGUGGGGGGGGGGGGAGGACGGAUUAUCAUAUAAAGUAAUCUAGUACAGCAGAAUCUGAUUUUAAGAGCGAAGCCUGUUUGUAAAAUAUUUUGUAAAUUAGUCUCAGCAUGGUCUUCACAGAGGAAAAACCACUCUAUUUAUCAUACCGUUUUGAUACCGGCGAUGGCCAAGACAUGACUUUCCGAGACAAAAAACCCGAUAAGUGCUGCUCGCGGUGCGCACAACUUGGGCCUCUAUACACAAAUAUUUAGCUUUUAGAUUUAGCUGGACAGAAUAUAGUAAACCCAACUCCACAAAUGUACAAAUAGAAGUGUGUUUUCUGGUGGGUUGAGUCAAAGGAAUGUGGAUGUCUGUGUGCUGUAUGUAACCCUGUUUUUAAAUGCUCCACAGAGAUAUGGAGAGUAUUAAUAUGUAUCUCACGGUUAUGAAAUAACCUGUAGCAACACCUGCAGAGAAGAGAAGCGCGCGCAGAGAAAUAAAAAGGCUGCGAUGGGAUUCAAGUCGGUGCCAAUGACUGAAGUGUUAACAGAGUUCACUAUUUACCUCAUGAUGAAUCUGGGAGGAACGACGCCCUGUCCUGUUUAUAGAUGCUAGUAGACUGGUUGUUGGUGUUUUGUCUGCUCCUUACAUUUUUUGUUAACUUUACUGUUAUUUCAUAUGAAUCUGAUCUUGUACAUUUGUCAUAAUAAAAUGGGUUUCAAGCCUCA
Messenger RNA from Cottoperca gobio, 8417 nucleotides. It is a transcript of the gene rsf1b.1, whose product is annotated as remodeling and spacing factor 1b, tandem duplicate 1. Gene Ontology annotation, biological process: negative regulation of DNA-templated transcription. Gene Ontology annotation, molecular function: histone binding. Gene Ontology annotation, cellular component: RSF complex. NCBI's taxonomy places the organism in Eukaryota, Metazoa, Chordata, Actinopteri, Perciformes, Bovichtidae. The record is from RefSeq and is a predicted model, not a curated record.